AGCCAGGCUUUUAUUUUGUAGGCGCGUACCGGGUGUUUGCAGGAGUUAAUCCGUGUAACUCGACGGUGAUUGGUUAGAGUAACGGGUGCAGGUCUGAUUGGUAGCCCGCCACCAGGCGACGCGAGUUUGCGGAGUUGAGGAUUUGUGUCUGGCGCUUCUACCCUCCGCUGUUCCCGGUGCGUCUGUUCGGUACCGGGGGGACGGGUCCCGUUAGACUAAACCAGUGGAAGAACUGUUCGGAGGAUUUAGUCUUUUCUCUGGAGUUGAUCGUUUUUGUCCUUCUGUGGAAUUUGUCUUCAUCUUGAUCCGGAGCGGCUGGUUAACCUGAUGUGCGUCUGCUGCGGAGGACACCUGGACAAAGGUGUGCAGCUGGACCCGUUCUGAGGGAAUAGGACUUCAGCGUGAGAUCAGUGCGUGAUGUGCGUGUGAGGAUGGAUGGAUUCUGGGAGAUUCUCAUCCUCCUCCACGCCAACUUGAUCGUCUGUAUAUCAGCUCAGCCACAUUUACCCAAAAUCCACGAAGGAUGGUGGGCGUACAAGGAGGUGGUGCAGGGCAGCUUUGUUCCAGUGCCAUCAUUCUGGGGUCUGGUGAACUCGGCCUGGAACCUGUGCUCGGUUGGGAAGAGGCAGUCUCCUGUAAACAUCAAGACCAGUCACAUGAUAUUUGACCCCUUCCUGACGCCCAUCAAGCUGAACACAGGUGGACACGAGGUGGGAGGGACUAUGUACAACACUGGCAGACACGUUUCCCUACGAUUGGAUAAAGAACAUUUGGUAAACAUCUCUGGAGGCCCGAUGACAUACAGCCACCGUCUGGAGGAGAUCCGGCUCCACUUUGGCAGCGAGGAUGGUCAGGGCUCAGAACACUUGCUGAAUGGACAAUCCUUCUCUGGAGAGGUCCAGCUGAUCCACUACAAUCAUGAGCUGUACACAAACUACACAGAAGCUGCUAGAAGUCCCAAUGGAAUCGUCAUUAUAUCCAUAUUCAUGAAGGUUGCUGAGACAUCAAACUCCUUCCUGAGUCGCAUGCUGAACAGAGACACCAUCACAAGAAUAACAUAUAAGAAUGAUGCAUAUCUUCUGACUGGCCUGAACAUUGAGGAGAUCUACCCAGAAACACAAAGUUUUAUCACAUAUGAAGGAUCGAUGACCAUCCCUCCAUGCUUUGAGGCAGCCACAUGGAUCCUGAUGAAUAAGCCAGUGUACCUGACACGUAUGCAGAUGCACUCCUUGCGGCUGCUGAGCCAGAACCAGCCAUCACAAAUCUUCAUGAGCAUGAGCGACAAUGUCAGGCCAGUCCAGCCUCUGAACAAUCGCUGCAUUCGUACCAACAUCAACUUCAACUUGCAGGGCAAAGACUGCCCUAACAACAGGGCUCAGAAACUUCAGUACCGAGUGAACGAGUGGUUGCUAAAAUAGGAUCCUCAGAUGAAAGAGGAGAGGAGCUGGAUGUCAGCGAUCAAGACUUGGGUUAAGAGGAGAGAAAACAAGGACCGUAUCUCAUCCAAGGUUCUUUCAUGGCAUUGUACAGAGAGACGAUGCAGAUCAUUUUCUGAUCAGUGGAACUUUUAAGUGAACAGAUGCUUUUUCACACUCUGAGAAAGGUUUGAGCCCUAAUCAGACACAUGCUAACAAACCCUUCAGUACUGUAUGAUUACGUCUAUACAGGCAUUUUGAUACCAAUCCUUUUUUUGGAGAGGAAAUAAAGAAAAAAAAGACUUGAAAAGAAGCCAAACAAGAAUGUCCUGACUCUCCUUCCAGCAGAAGACCCUGGGACCGGAACACUCCUGUAAAUAAAAACAUGCUGUCAACACCAACGGGACAAUCCAAGAGCCAGGGCACUGCUCACUCACCUCCAGAAGAACCGGAGCGAGACUCAUGAAUGUUUCUUGUUACCAACAGGGCAUGUCAUCAGCAUAAUGAUAGACCAUAGCCUUACUCUGUCCCCUUCCUAAAUCCAGUCAAAUCACAGGAAACAUGCUAACCUGCAGGCUUUGCCUAAGAGUCUCAGAGCAACCAAUGCAUCUGCCUCAUUUGUACAUAUUAUUAUUGGUAUUUCUAUUAUCAGUACUGGAAAACAUGACAGGGUGAAGAAAAAUCUUGAAAUCAACAUUAAAAUGACAGCGUUUGAAACUGUUUGAUGCACUUUGAACCUAGUUCUUAGUGAGACCCAAUGCCUUUCUUCUGUUCUCUUGUUUACAACGGUCAUACACUGUGUUUGAGUAAUGUUACCAGCCCAAUAAAUGUGUCUGGAAAGUU
Molecule: messenger RNA, 2258 nt
Organism: Nothobranchius furzeri (turquoise killifish)
Lineage: Eukaryota; Metazoa; Chordata; Actinopteri; Cyprinodontiformes; Nothobranchiidae
Gene: ca10a
Product: carbonic anhydrase Xa
Molecular function (GO): zinc ion binding; carbonate dehydratase activity
Source: RefSeq, a predicted model, not a curated record